CGUUAUCAAAAAUUGUUUACAGCUCUUUUUUGCGCAAAAUAUUAAUCCAUCUGCUUCUCCUGUUCAGGGUUGCGAGGGAGCUGGAGCCUGUCCCAGCUAUCAUAGGGAUGUCUCGGCUUCCUGUUUUUCCCCGACCGCCCGUCCUGCUGCUUUGCAUUCUGGGUAUGAUCUUGGUGACGUCUGGCUUCCCUCAGCCUCGACUACCUCUCAGAAGCUCGGAUGAUUCCGAGGAACACAAACGAGUUGACUGGGACGUCCUCUAUCCUUCCAUCUCACUCCGUGAUUGGAGCAUUCAGAUGAUGUCAGCACCCGGCCUCAGAGCGGCUGCCAACAGCAACUCUGGGCUGAUGAGGGAGGCGUGGCUAUUUGCUCCUGAGGGGGCGGAGACAAGCGUGGAGGGGGCGUGGCCCGUCGAAUGGUCGUCUCCGGGAGCCGGGAUGGAGAAGAGGAACCUGGUGGUGGCCGACGACGCCGCUUUCAGGGAGAAGAGCAAGCUGCUCACCUCCAUGGAGAGGCAGAAGUGGCUCAACUCAUACAUGCAGAAACUGCUGGUGGUGAAUUCGUGAUGAUCGCGGAGCCGCAGCUCGUUCGCCACGAAACUCCCGCAGAUGAA
Messenger RNA from Archocentrus centrarchus (flier cichlid), 613 nucleotides. It is a transcript of the gene pth2, whose product is annotated as parathyroid hormone 2. The record is from RefSeq and is a predicted model, not a curated record. NCBI's taxonomy places the organism in Eukaryota, Metazoa, Chordata, Actinopteri, Cichliformes, Cichlidae. The coding region runs from base 108 to 566 and encodes 152 amino acids. Gene Ontology annotation, cellular component: extracellular region. The transcript has 4 exons. Gene Ontology annotation, biological process: neuropeptide signaling pathway.